Messenger RNA from Leishmania mexicana MHOM/GT/2001/U1103, 1641 nucleotides. RefSeq lists its product as hypothetical. The coding region runs from base 1 to 1641 and encodes 546 amino acids. The transcript has a single exon. Lineage: Eukaryota; Euglenozoa; Kinetoplastea; Trypanosomatida; Trypanosomatidae. The record is from RefSeq and is a predicted model, not a curated record.
AUGCUUGCUCGGCUCGUGUGCGUGGUCGCCAUUGUGGCUGCCGUGGGGCUGCUCUCUCCAGUCUCAGCCGACACUGCCCACCCCCAUCACCGUCUAUCACACACAGUGACCAUCGAGUCUGGCAUACUUCCAGAAGCGAAGGCCUUUGCGCCACUGCGGCUUCGCGCUGGAGAAUGGGUGUACAACUUCAACCCUGGAGAGGAGGCGUUCUUCUUCGAACCCGAAGAUGCUGCUAAUCGACAGUGGCAGCAGUGGAAGGCGGACUUGGGUCUUUUGCAAGCAUAUCAAGAGAAGCAGCGUCUGAGCAACCACCCGGCUGGUGGUGAGAAGACAAAUACCCCGGACAAUCCGGGGGACACUGAACGGCGCGAGCCAGGCGCAUUGCCCAUUGCCGAGUACUUCUCUGAUCGAAACGUGCAGCGGCGCUACACGGCGAGGCUGAAGGAGCAGUCGCUCCACAACCUCAGCGAUGCGCAGGGGGCUGCUGAUGCUCGCAUGUUCGCGGAAGGCGAAAUAGCGACUAUGUGGCAACACGUUCAGUCGGCCGGCUCAAGUGACACCCGAAAUGAUCAGGAGUUCCUGGACCUCGUGGAGCGGCACUUCUCCCACACGAUCGUCAACACAAGUGCGGCGGCCGCAGCCACGGCAUCGUCAUCGUCUCGGUUUGCACUCCUUCGCGUCCCUCUAGUGCUUGAGGCUGAGGUGCUGCCGUUCAUGGAGCGCGAGGUGGCCCACGUGCGCGAUCUGUGGAAGUCCCGUCGCGCGGGAGGGGCGACGCCGGCGGCGUCGAGCGUGGAAGUCGAAUCCCAGCUGCAGCUCCUCUCCUCCGCCGUGGAGGACAGUAAGACGAUCGGGAGGGAGGUGGCGGCCCUGGUAGAACCUUUGGCAGAUGCAGCGAUCCGUUGGGUAGCGUUGACUCUCACGACGACGCGCGAGGCCAUUGUCGCGAACGACGAGUCGACGGAGGCGAAGCGAUUGGAGCUGAAACAGCUGCUCAAGGUGCAGUCUAGACUCCGGAAGGUGAAGCCGGUACUGGAGAAAUACAGCAAGGUGUACCAGAGAGUUCUGCGACAGGGACAGCUGCCGAACGCUGAGGCGACGCUCUUUGCGCUGCAACUCAUAGCCAAGCAGCGCUUUGGUGACGACGUGUCUGGGCUUUUGGAGGCGGUUCCCCUUCUGAGCACCACCGCGCCUCUUACCGGGCUACUGGAGCAAGAGUGGCGGGUGCACGUGCUAGCGCCGUGUGGGAUGUGCAUUGUUGUCACUGCAGCCCUCGUUUGGGUAUGCGAAGAGAUUAAGGAGAGGUUCAUGACUCGAGUGCGGGCUCGUCGGCUUUGCAUGCCUCUUGGAAUUCCCGCGUCGUCAUCGGGCUGCACGCGGCAGAUGUUCAUGCUCGUCUCGCUCCUUGAGCUCGUAGUGCCUCCGCUUCUCCCGGCUAUCGCGCUACUUGUGCACCUGCGCGGGGCACGAAUGUGGAUGUGGGGUAUGAUUGCCUUGAUGCGUCCCAGUCAGCGCGCAAUGUGCCUUGUGUCUGUGUCGCUUUUAAUGUUCUUGGACUACCUAGUGGCCAGGAUGGCGCGGCGUGUCUUUCAGAUCCUCGACCCCUCCGUGUAUCGCCGCCGCCUCGCCAAGAAAAAGUGA